AAAAAAAAAAAACGCCAUUCAAAAACAAAAAACUCCACCGUCUGACAUGUUUUUGUUGUUUCUGGAUUUAGAAAAUGGGGGGAUAAACUGCAGGAAGGGACUUCAUCCACUGCAUUUGUUGCUAUGGAAACUGCACUGGCGUGCAGAUAAAACGUGCUCGACCUUUUUGGGUUCCUUCCUUUGCAACUGGGCAUUGUCGCAGUUUGACGAGUAACUGGGUUCAACGCACAGUUCGAUACUUUCUUUUAACGUUCGGUCUUCAGAAUGGCUCCCCCAAAUAACGAGUCUGAAGUUUACCGCCGUGCCAACAAAUCUGUCGCCAACGCCGCUGGUGACAUUCCUCCCCUGGCGACGCCUGGCAAGUCCUCUGCUGGUUACGGGCGCAAGGUUGUAGCGUCGGCAGAGUUUGCAAAUGCGUGGACCAAGCCUACUUUUACUCUCAAGGACGUCCGCGACGCUGUCCCGGCGCACUGCUUCAAGCGUGACACAGCACGGUCAUUCACCUAUGUCUACCGGGACGUGGCCAUGAUGCUCGUCGUGUUCGCUGCUGCGACUCAAAUCUCCUUGUUGCCAACUUGGGCACAGUAUAUUGCCUGGCCAGUGUACUGGAUUGCCCAAGGAAUUGUAUGCACCGGUAUCUGGGUGAUUGCUCACGAGUGUGGGCAUCAAGCCUUCUCGGAAAAGGCUUGGAUCAACAAUUCUGUCGGAUACGUUCUUCACUCCUUCCUAUUGGUUCCUUACUACUCGUGGAAGUUCUCUCACUCGAAGCAUCACAAGGCCAAUGCGCACAUGGCCAAGGAUCAAGUAUUUGUUCCCGCAACAAGGUCCACAUACGCUAAGGAGUUGGGCCCACGAACCAAGCCAUUGAACCACCACGAUGAUGAGCCGAUUUGGAAGGAUGCCCCUGUGUCGGAUUUACUUGAUAUCGCAAAGAUGUUGCUCCUCGGCUGGCCUGCCUACCUGAUCAACAACGCCUCUGGCCAAAAGUUUGAUGUAUGGACUUCGCACUUUCGUCCCGAUGCUCCCAUAUUCGAACCAAAGCAAUGGUUCGCUGUCGUACUUUCUGACGUGGGCAUGUUCAUCAUGCUUGGCCUUCUUGUUAUUGCUGGUCAAUUAUGGGGCGCCGCCGCAGUCUUCAAGUACUACGUGAUUCCUUACCUUAACGUGAACGCCUGGUUGGUCCUUAUCACCUUCCUGCAGCAUACCGAUCCCAAGAUUCCCCACUAUAGGGAAGGCGAGUGGAACUUUUUGUUGGGCGCGAUCUCAACUGUUGACCGUGACUAUGGGAUUUUGAACCACUUUUUCCACCACAUUGGUGAUACCCACGUUGCCCACCACUUGUUCUCCACGAUGCCCCAUUAUAACGCUGAAGAAGCUACCGAAGCCAUCAAGAAAGUGCUGGGCAAGUACUACAUUAUGGACCGGACGCCCUUGUGGAAGGCUGUUUGGCAGUCAUACACGCAGUGCAAGUUUGUAGAGGAUGAGGGAGAGAUUCUCUGGUACAAGCAGUAGUGUCCAACCCGAUACUGCCUGGACUUUUGAACCAGAAUUUGUAGAGUAGAUGCAGAUGGGAGUUUCUUUGUUGGUCAGUUGGACCUUAUAUUUACUUAUAUUAUUGUUACCAUUUCUUUGUUGUAUCGUGUUCUAUGUUGGAUUCAUAAAACGUUUGUUUUUAUGUCUAACAUGGAGAAUAUUACCUCACCUGGAAACUUGA
Messenger RNA from Spizellomyces punctatus DAOM BR117, 1714 nucleotides. RefSeq lists its product as uncharacterized. The transcript has a single exon. Gene Ontology annotation, biological process: lipid metabolic process. Gene Ontology annotation, molecular function: oxidoreductase activity, acting on paired donors, with oxidation of a pair of donors resulting in the reduction of molecular oxygen to two molecules of water. NCBI's taxonomy places the organism in Eukaryota, Fungi, Chytridiomycota, Chytridiomycetes, Spizellomycetales, Spizellomycetaceae. The coding region runs from base 265 to 1512 and encodes 415 amino acids. The record is from RefSeq and is a predicted model, not a curated record.